AUGAAAGCGACUAUAUCUGAUAUUGAACUUGUCAACCGCACCGGCACCACCACCGGUAUCUUCUCUUCAUACUUUGCUUUGCCGGUCUGCAUUGUUUCACAACGCCAACUUUUAAUCGAGGCUCCUGGGUUAAUCUUGGACACCUUUCAUAACAAACCCAAGAUUCAAACUAUAGGAGUCUCUUACGGGCUACAUUGGCUGGCUCAACUAUAUGAUGCAACCAUUUAUCAAUUUAUGCUUCCUAUUGUCACAAUUGAACACAAUGGUAGUAGAGUGUUUAACGAAAGUGAAAGGGAGUUUCUAUUUGGCGUUACGUCAAAUCAGCCGUCAACAUUAGGCCGUUACUUUCUGACCGCAGCCUAUCUCAUGCUCAACCAUGAUGAGAACACUUUUACAUUCUGGCAAGCAAAUCCAUCGAUGGCCACAAAUUCUGUCCCUACUAUAUCUAAACACACGGUUGAGAGCUGUGCCAAUGUAACUACAAACGGCACAGUGGUAGUUAACGGAACUCUCACAACAGAGCCUGGAGCAAGCGACACAACCGGAUUCAGUCAUCCAGCAACGGAUGCUAAGUCCGAAGAACAGACCGGUCUUUCUCGUGGUGCGCUUGCAGGUAUAGCUGUCCGCAUUUUCUCAGUAGUGGUUGUCAUCGCUGCAGUUGCCAGGUGUAUGUUCCGACAAGAGAAGCUUAAGCAAGAACCAAGACCUACUGAAGUUGUAUACCAACAACCUCCUGCAUUUGUGCCGAAUAAUGUAAGUUAUGAUAGAUAA
Messenger RNA from Botrytis fragariae, 771 nucleotides. RefSeq lists its product as uncharacterized. The record is from RefSeq and is a predicted model, not a curated record. The transcript has 2 exons. Bases 1 to 771 code for a protein of 256 amino acids. NCBI's taxonomy places the organism in Eukaryota, Fungi, Ascomycota, Leotiomycetes, Helotiales, Sclerotiniaceae.